Molecule: messenger RNA, 1818 nt
Organism: Ostrinia nubilalis (European corn borer)
Lineage: Eukaryota; Metazoa; Arthropoda; Insecta; Lepidoptera; Crambidae
Exons: 5
Coding region: 111-770 (219 amino acids)
Source: RefSeq, a predicted model, not a curated record
UGUUGAUCUGCGCACAAGUGCAAGCGCAGGCGAGCCGUCAACACCGUGUCGGCCAUUUUGGCAAUUCGCAUUUCGAAUUAAAUUGUGUUUAUUCUUUAUUUUGUGCCAGGAUGGCGACCACAGUGCCAUAUAACACGAUGUCGACGUCGGAGCCGCUGUUUAAGAAGUGCUGCUUCUGUUUCCCCUUGAGGACUGGAUGCCUCAUCUUGGGGUAUUUGAACCUGGCCUUCAACUUACUUUACACCCUGGGCAUCCUGGGGCUGAUAGUAACCAUUGGCAUCGCGACCGAUAACUUCGAACACUUCGAACGGUUCAACCGGCAACCAUACGAUAAUUUAGAAUCAACUCCUGAAGUGGAGUCGGUGUAUCCUAGUCUCUACCAGUUCGUUAUACUGCUGAUAGUCAUUGUGUGCUCCAAUGUCGUGUGGUUAGCAAUCAACAUAGCAUGCCUGGUUGUACUGCACAAGAAACGUCCAGGCCCGGUCCGCAUGUUCGUGGGCUUCGCGACCGCCCACCUCCUGCUGACGCUCGCUGGCUUCGUCUUCUACGUUAUAAACUCCAACAGACAAGCCAUCAUAAACCAUAGCAUUGAUUUUGUUCUAACGGCAUGUUUCGUCCUGGUAUACUACGUGUACGCGACUCAGCUGACGAGGGUCCAGGAGGAGGCUCCGGAAGAGUCCCCUAGUGCCCCAUCUGAUAUUAUAGCCUACAUCAUUCCACCCCUGGUGGACAAGAAGACCCUGGUUGACAAGAAGACCCUGGUUGUCUAGAUUAAACCUAGUCAUAAGCAUGCAAAGCCUUAGGGCUAUAUUUCACCGGGACACCAUGGCGGCGCCGCAACCAGUCGCCGCUACCAACAAAAUGUAUACAGCUUUGCGCAACCAAACGGACACCAGGUGUGUAACUCUCUAUAGAGCUGUAUACAUUUUAUUGGUAGCGGCGACUGGUUGCGCCGCCAUGGUGUCCCGGUGAAAUAUAGCCCUUAGUAUUCAAGUACUAGAGAAGAUGUUUAGAAUAAAAAUUUGCCACAUUUGGUGUGAUAAAUGAGAAAGAAACAAAAUGAAUGUGCCUCGAGACAAAACUGUUUCUCGCAUAAAGAAAAUGCAGAUCAAAGCAGGUAUUUGACUAAUGCUGGUUUUCUUUACUCAGUCUCAAUCAAAAUCCGUCUGUCAACUGUCAAAUUUUAAUUUGGUUUUGGUCAAAAUACCCUUGGUUUGUUAAGUUUUUACUUUUCGCAUUGUUCAUAAGACUAUUUAAAUAAUAAGAACGUGUAAUAGCAUCCAAAAUAGUGGAUGUUUAAUCGAAAACAGAUUCCGAUUCGACUGUUGUCGGACGGAUUUGGAUAGGUAAGGAUUGAUUAUAGAAAUCCGGUACUAAGGUAGGUACUAAUGAGGUUAAAUACUACCCUAGUGAAUCACAAUCUUUGUUUUGAACAGCUUGUCUGGUACUGUAGCUACAUAGAAGUUUUUGUGAAAAUGUAAAAUAAUUAUUUAUGCUAGAGUUCACCGAGGUCUUUUUUGAGGUAUUAGAUAGGCAUAAUACUUCAAUCGGCGGCGAACUCGAAAUAAAUCUCAAUGAUAUAAGAAAAGUUAUUUAAGUUUAAUGUGAUAAUUUUAUAUUUGAAUUACAUAUUAUCCCACUUUGUAUUGCAAUAAAACUAUAUUAAGAAGCAUAAAACAAACUGCUUGACCAAAAUCGUGAACCCAAAAAUAGUGUAGUGGUCAAGAAAUUUAAUUACUAUUAAUUUAAAAUAUUGUUGUAUGAAGUUUGAAAAUUUCAAGUUUGUAAGUUUUAAUACAAAAUAUUUGUCUUAAAAUA